AUGUCCAGUUUGAACAACAGCAUCUUUACUACACCCUCUGGAGCUCAUAAUAGUUGUUCUUCAAAGAUGCUGGACAAUGAGCUGAAGCGUAAUUUGGAAACGGUUUAUGAUGUGGAUCUUUGUUCUUCUCAGUCUUCAACUAAACCGCGUCAGGGUGAUUGUGAGAACAAUGAAGUACUUGAUGUUUGGUUUCAUAUGGAUAUUUCGUUUAUUAUCGUGGUAUUAAAAGAUUAUUUAUUAUUAGGAAUCAUGGAACUUAUUGGGGAUGACAUGAUAUUUGAAGAGAUCUUAUCGAGACUACCUGCAAAGGCAGUUUGUCGUUUCAAAUGUGUUUCUAAACAAUGGUGUUAUGAAUUAUCCACACCAAAGUUUGUUUUCAUCCAUACUCGGCGAGUUGGAAAUUCAAUACAAAAGAAGCUGCUCUCCUUGAAAGAAAGUUCCAUAGUCGUUGACGACAUAGUAUCUGGCAACUUAGAAGUCGAUACUAGCAAAACCGUAAAUUUUCCAUAUGAUGUCCAUCCAUCCUUUUUAAGCAUUAUAUGUUCGUUUAAUGGUCUGAUUUUAGUUUGCAUUAAAAGGAAUCCCAAUGAGCUGGUCCUUUGGAAUCCAACGACGAGACGUUUUAAGUUGAUAUCGGACGACUACUUUAUUCGUUAUUUUGGUCGACACUACGAUACUGGUGGAAUGUACUUAGAUGAGGACAACGAUCUAAAAGUGCUUCAUAUUAAUUGUUACUGGGACGUAGUUACUGCUCGUGUAUAUUCACGACGUCAUGACUCAUGGAGAAAAUUAAACUUCUUGAACGGAACUCAAUUCGCUUCAAACUUUUAUUCAUGGUCUUCUGGAACUUAUUCCGGCAAAACAAUAUAUUUCAUUGUUUCAAGCUACUGGAUUCCACCUGGUGAAAGGAACAUAGUUGCUUACGAUGUUAUCUCUGAAUCUUUCAGUUUACUUCGUUUUCCGGAGCGUAUUGAAGUCAAUCCUUGCCAAGUACAUUUUCUAACAAUUUCGAACAAGCUCCAUGUCAUUGUUGUUCAUUAUGCUGGUGAACUAAUUGCAGAUUUGGUCAAAUAUGAACAUGAUGACUGGAUCAAGGUCUUUUCUUUCAAUAAGGCUCGCAUAGUUCAACAUUUGGAGCCUCAGCAAAGGACAAAUGUAAUUCAAGACAACAAGUGGUUGAUAACCAGUAUUUGUGGAGAUACUGUUGAAGUUCUACUUUGCAAUGAUUCUUUUAACUACAUCCAACAUGUUGACAGCUACAACGGACCGAAAGGCGCAUUAUUUUUUGAGACAAUUGUUUCGCCUUUCGAUUAA
Molecule: messenger RNA, 1314 nt
Organism: Helianthus annuus (common sunflower)
Lineage: Eukaryota; Viridiplantae; Streptophyta; Magnoliopsida; Asterales; Asteraceae
Product: putative F-box/kelch-repeat protein At1g12870
Exons: 3
Coding region: 1-1314 (437 amino acids)
Molecular function (GO): protein binding
Source: RefSeq, a predicted model, not a curated record